Molecule: messenger RNA, 859 nt
Organism: Dinoponera quadriceps
Lineage: Eukaryota; Metazoa; Arthropoda; Insecta; Hymenoptera; Formicidae
Product: UPF0428 protein CXorf56 homolog
Exons: 4
Coding region: 119-772 (217 amino acids)
Source: RefSeq, a predicted model, not a curated record
UUAGUAUUAAGUCACACAUGAGUGAAGUGAAAGAGCAACUAAUAGCACAACAGUGGUUUGUUUAGUAUUGUGCGACUUGUCUUUUAAAAUUGGCAUUAAAUAAACUAUUAAAUAAAUUAUGCCGAAGGUUGUGUCAAGGAGCAUUAUAUGCUCUGAUACAAAAGAUCAGGAAGAAUAUAGUGAGGAAAAGCCAUUGCAUAUAUAUUAUUGUUUGUGUGGACAGAUGACACUUAUUUUAGAUUGUGCCAUUGAAAAGUUACCGCUAAGAAAGAAGGAUGGAGCAAGAGUUAUUGAUGGCAGUAAACAUGCCCAUAAAAUGACCUCAGAGCGAGACGAACUUGUGUUUCUUAAGCGUCUAGAAGGAAUCGAAAAGCAAUAUAGACAGAAGUGUAAAAAAUGUGGCUUGUUGCUGUAUUACAAGCAUGAUCCAGCAGCAAAUAUAGUAUUUAUAGUUAAAGGUUCUGUGAUAAAAAGUUCUGGAGAAGGUCCUAUGACAGAUAUUUAUAAUCAAGUGGCUAUUGAGAAGCCUAAAAAGAUAAUGGUGACAAAACAUACUAAGAACAUGGGAAAGUUCAGUUCAGUCACUGUAUCUACAAUUGAUGAGGAAGAAGAUGAAAUUGAAGCUAGAGAAGUUGCUGACUCAUAUGCAAACAAUGCACGCAUCAUAGAAAAACAAUUGGAGAGAAAAGGCAUGAAUAAACGGAAAACUAUGCCAUCCUCUGAAACUGAUUCAAAACGUGCAAGACCAAGGGGGACAUUGUUGGAUGUUUAAUUUUCUAUUGAUAUUGGAUAUAAUUGUUGUACGUUAACUUAAUAUAUAUUUACUUAAGUAAAUAAAGAAUUAUUUCUCUUUUGUAUA